Aquila chrysaetos chrysaetos is the source of this 4387-nucleotide messenger RNA. It is a transcript of the gene ODF2, whose product is annotated as outer dense fiber of sperm tails 2. The transcript has 19 exons. NCBI's taxonomy places the organism in Eukaryota, Metazoa, Chordata, Aves, Accipitriformes, Accipitridae. Bases 704 to 3172 code for a protein of 822 amino acids. Gene Ontology annotation, cellular component: centrosome. Gene Ontology annotation, biological process: regulation of cilium assembly. The record is from RefSeq and is a predicted model, not a curated record.
AAUCAGAUAAGUGCUGCUGGUGGAUUUUUGUAAGAUUUGCAAUUGCAUUAUACCAUUACCUCAACUAAAGCAUCAAGCUCAAAGGUGAUGACUUUAACCUUGUGUCUCUAGGCUUUUCCACAUUGUUUUAGGUAUUGGUUAAGGUUAUGCUUUUUUCUGAAGAUUAAAGAAAUGCCGUGAUCCAAAAGCUUUUAAGCAUUAGUUUAACUUCAAAAAGACACUUAAAAUUAAGGACAUAUGAGUUUACAGGUUCAGGUUCUAGGAUGGAAGGAUCUGAUGGUUUCCUGUUGAUUUGUCUUAACUAAACUGUUAAAUUAAUGCUUCUCUUCUUGCCACUUCAAAUUUCUCUUCAUAAUCAGAUUAUGUUAGUUACUGGAACCUUUGAUUUGCUCACUUGCUCUAAGACUGUGAACUCCAAUGACUCUUACAGACACCUGCUAUCGGUCAACUGUAUUUGGUCUUUAAUAACCACAUUAAAAGCAAAAAAUACCAGAAGCAGAGAAAUUACUUGUAUUAAUCCUAGCUUUACAGCAAAAUAGUGUGCAAUUCAAAAUGGCAGGUGCUACUGAAAGAAACCUCCAAUUUUAACCAAAGCUGGCCAUUGUUGCUCUCUGGCAUAGAGGGAAAUGUUGUUAUUUCCAGUUUCCUUAUUCACAGGUUUCCUUUCAUUGUAUUGCCCUUUCCCGUUUGUGGGAGAAGAGCCAUGAAGAACCGUUCCUCAUCUCCCCCUUUGCACGUCCAUGUGGAUGAAAACACCCCUGUCCAUGUCCAUAUUAAAAAGGGUCAGAAAACCACACCUGCAAAAUGCCAGCAAAAGCACAAACAGAAAAUGAAAGGGGAUACCAUGAGCACAUGCCGAGCUGUGCGGGUGAAAACUAAGGCCCCCUGGAUGCCCCCAGGCAAAACAUCUGUCCGGGAGUCCACCUGCAAAUGGGAGGGACCAACUCACCGCCUAGAAAUUACACCUCCAGAUUCAGAAAAAAUGCUGUCAGUAUUGCGCCUGAGUGACCUCUCUACAGAUGAGGAGGAUGCAGUUUACUGCAAAAUGAACGAAUAUGAAAAGAAGAUAGAUAGCCUGAUGAAUGUGGUGGGAACACUGAAGAAUGAGGCCAAGCUUCAGAAAAAGGAGGAACAGCAGCAAAUGACAAAGCGUCUCCUUGAGGAGCAGAAAGAAGAACUGAAUGAGGUCACACAAGAGCUGGUAGAAACAGAACAUGAGAAUACACUGCUCAGGCGCAAUAUUGAGCGCAUAAAGGAAGAGAAAGAUCUGACUGUGCUACAGAAAAAGUACUUGCAGCAUGAGAAGGAGUGUUUGAUGUCCAAGCUGAGUGAGGCAGAAAGGGAUGGAGCAGCAGCAGCCAGGCAGAUCCAUGCCCUGAAAAAUACAAUUGGGAGACUCAACAUUGAGAAACACAUGAGCAGCUCAGACAUUAACACACUGACAAGACAAAAAGAGCUUCUGCUCCAGAAAUUGAGUACCUUUGAAGAAACCAACCGGACACUACGAGAACUUCUCAGAGAGCAGCAAAACCGGGAGAAGGAUGCUCAGAAGAUACUGGAGCGGCAGGGAGCGCUGCUGAAAAGGCUGGCUGACUCAGAUGCAGAGAAAGUGCAACUUCAGAUGAGGCUUCAGGAGAAAGAAAAAGAAGUGGACAAUCUUACCAUUCAGAUACAGGCAGAAAAGGACCAGGCAAAGACGGCAUGCGAACUCUCCAAAUCUAUGGAGGCCGUGAGAGGCCAUUUACAAGCGCAGUUGCGAAACAAAGAAGCUGAGAACAACCGUCUGUCUAUACAGAUACGGAAUUUGGAGCGCAGUGAAGCUCAGCAUAAGGCAGAGGUGGAACAUAUCAUGCAACAACUGAAAGAACUAAGGCAGAAGGCAGACCGUGAUAAAGAGGCCCUGAAGAAAGCCAUCCAUGCACAGAAAGAGCGGGCAGAGCGAAGUGAAGAGUAUGCAGAGCAAUUAGCUGUCCAGCUAGCAGAAAAGGACAGUUAUGUUGCUGAGGCACUGUCUACUCUGGAGUCCUGGAGGAGUCGCUACAACAAAGUAGUAAAGGACAAGAGUGACCUUGAACUGGAAAUUGUUACACUGAACAGCCGUGUUGCAGACUUGCUGGAACAACAGACAACCCUGGAGGACAAGAUGCGGGAGGACAGAGAAGCUUUGGUGGAUAAAUUACAUCGACAGACUACAGAGACCACUUCUUUCAAAAUGGAGAAUGAAAGGCUAAAGGCUAGUGUGGUCCCAAUGGAGGAAAAGCUGAACCAAGCGCAGAUGGAAGUGCAGCAGCUCAAGAGCUCUGUCAGGAACUACGAAGGGUUGAUUGAAACCUACAAGUCACAGGUGUUGAAGACCCGAAUAGAAGCAGACGAUGUGGCAGCAAAACUGGAGAAGUGUGAUAAAGAGAACAAGACACUAAAGGAUGAAAUGAACAGGGAGAUUGAACUGGCACGUAAGCAGUUCCAGAGCCAGCUUGCUGAACUGGAAAAGCUGCCCGAGAUACUAAAGAUCACAGAGACACAGCUAGCAGAAUGUCAGGACCAGCUUCAGAGUUAUGAGAAGAAGAACGUGGACCUGUCUGUCAUGAUUGCAGAUCUUCGUCAGCGGAUUGAGCUCCAGGGGGACAAAAUGGAGAUGACAAGAGAGAGGUAUCAGUCUGCCCAGGAGGAGAAAAAGCAGCUCACCUUGAAGGUGGAGGAGCUAGAAAGAAAACUAGAGACAACGAGUGCCCAGAACAUAGAAUUCCUUCAGGUCAUAGCAAAACGUGAGGAGUCAAUCCACCAGUGUCAGCUGCGGUUAGAGGAGAAGACCCGUGAAUGUAGCUCCUUGGCACGUCAGUUGGAGAUGGCCAUUGAGGAUGCCAAAAGACAAGUGGAACAAACUCGAGAACGAGCAACGUCUAGAGAGAGGGCAGCCCAGUCCAAGAUGUUGGAUUUGGAGACCCAGCUGAGUAGGAAUAAAACAGAGCUGAACCAAUUGCGUCGGGGCAAAGACGAUGCAGAGCGCCGGUAUGAAAGCCGCCUACAGGAUUUAAAGGAUCGGUUGGAGCAGUCAGAGAGCACCAACCGCAGCAUGCAAAACUACGUCCAGUUCCUCAAGUCUUCCUAUGCUAACGUUUUUGGAGAAAGUGCCUUGCUGGGCUCCCCCAGCCGCUCUCGUUCUUCUCCAUGAGGACAAUGCUCUCCUUGCACCUCUGGUUUUAAGCACAAAAGGAGCCCAAUUUCAAAGCCAUAUUUUAUUUAGAAAAUAGGUUGGCAUUUCAGGGUCGCUGUCAGGAGAUGUUUUCCUCUUUUCCUUGCAGCAUGAGAUGAUAAAAUGAUGGUGGCAUAUGUCCUAAGUGUAGGGUAUCAGCAAAACCGGAUUGAUGCUGGAGGUCUGUGUUACACCAUAAACUGUGCCCCAAAACCAGAUAGUUUUGCGUAUGAUGGAAAAGGUCCUUUUCAUCCUGUAAGGUCCUGAUGGUUUCAGCUCUUAAAACCUUUCAGUAGUUUGUUCAGCAUGUUAAUGUUUAUUAAGAGCUCUUUUCCUUUUCAUGCUUCCUUUUUCAUUCUGUUUCUGUGUUGGGGAGAUCAUGUGGGGUUUUUUGUUUGUGUGUUUUUUCGGGUUUUUUUUUUUUUUUUUUUAAUAACUAUUGAACACUGUAUUGAUACAUUGGAUGGUGGGAGAGGGUCCAUCCACCAGAAGUGUGAAGCUGAAAAUAACUUAAGUGCCUGGGCUCUACACUUACAAGAGAUUAUCUCCUGAACCACCACAGUGUUCGUAAACAGUUUUAUACCAGAAAUAAUGAUUUUUAUUUUUUUUUACUUCAUUCUUAUAUAUUCCCUGAUCCUCACCUUUUUUCCUCAGUGUGAUGCUAAUGUUGCUUUAUUCCUCUCACCCUGAUUUCCUGAUCCUGAAUAUCCCCAGGACUGAGCCAAAACCAUCUGAAUUCAAAGGAAAGAUUGUGGUUUAACCUCAGUGGCACUUCAGCUGGGGUCUUGGUGUGAAUGCCACACAAGUUCAGGGUGUGCAUGACAUACUGACUUGGUCUUAAGCCAAUUAAAGAGCAGCUAUGGAUGCUCAACUUCUUCAUCAAACUUGCCUGCACCUUCUGGAAAAUCGGGUGUUCAAUGUGUUGAGUCCCUAAAACUCAUGUGUGCUCUAGUGCCCUUUUCUUUCCAGUAAAUGGUUCUUAUGUGGGCAAAAAUAAACAUUGUUUUUAUUUUCAUCUCUUUUGUAUCCUAUUUAUGUGCGAUGUGGUCAUUGGGCAGUAUUUCUCAGAAAAGUUUUCUAAGUUAAUUGUUUUUUGGGAGUUCUGCAAUUGUGUGUGUGUGUGUGUGUGUUUAACACUUUAAAAAUCCUAAAGGUGCUAUGGUUAAACAAACAAUAAACUGUACUUUAAUUGGU